This is a messenger RNA of Striga asiatica, 1854 nucleotides long. The record is from the annotation of a GenBank genome assembly. Lineage: Eukaryota; Viridiplantae; Streptophyta; Magnoliopsida; Lamiales; Orobanchaceae.
GAGAAAAAGAGGGCGAAAAAAAAAAAUAAAAAUUCUUACCCAUACGCAUGCGCCCAAUAAUCAUUCAUUCAGCUCCAAGAACUUCACACUAUCACAACAUCAUUCGUCUCAUCUUAAUUUGAAAGUGAGAAGAAUAUUUCUGCAAAUUCACCUCUCCCAGUCCUAAUAAUACUGAAUUAUUUCACCUUUUUUGAUUCUUUUCCCCCUAUAGGAGUAUAAAUUAGCCACCAGAUUUUUUCGUCAGUUUCUCUUGUUCCAAAGUUGCUCAAAUGGUCACCUAUAAUCAAUGCAGAUUCUGAAAAUGUAGCAAAACAAAGAAGAAAUCAAAUUUCAGUAGAAAACCCUUUGAUUAUGUCAGUUUAUCGACACCUGAAAAUGACCCCUGCAUUAUUUAAGAAGAAAUCCGAUGACACACGUCCAAAUGACAAGAAUGCCCCUGAAGCUCUGUCGAGAACUUUGCACAUUUUGCCUACUCCUUCAGAAGAUAACUUCCCAAAGUUGCCCGAUUCUCUAGUUUCUUCAUGUCCUAGUACAUUAUCAUCGUCUAACCACAAAACUGUUGGACAUUUGUUCUCUUCUAGCUCACACAAUAUAAGUCGACCAAAAACAUUGCCGUUCAUUUCUAAGCCUCUAAGCGAUGAAGGUUCUUUAGCAUCGAGCCAACUGGAUGUGGAAAAUAACGAUGACUCUUGGAAUAUGGAUGCAAUCGAGGGUUUUCUUGAUUCUUCAUUGAAUUUACCUGUCGAUAGUAAUCAGCUGGAAAAUCAUUCAGACUGGGCUGAUCAGUUGAUCACAGUCGAUGAUUCACUCGAACCAAAUUUGACUGAUCUCCUUGAAGAUGUAAAUGUUCCGGAUUUGGAUGCCAAGCUGCUGGAAUUGCCACAUAAUCAUCAGUCUACUGUCUCAAGUGGACAAAGCUGUCCUUUAGUAAGCUCUCAUUGUCCUUCUUCGCCAGCUGUCAAAGCACGAAUGCGUUGGACACCCGAGCUUCAUGAACUCUUUGUUGAUGCCGUUAAUAAGCUUGGUGGUUGUGAACGGGCUACACCAAAAGGUGUAUUGAAGCUCAUGAAUGUCGAAAGCCUCACUAUCUAUCAUGUGAAAAGCCACUUGCAGAAGUAUAGAACCGCAAGAUUCAAGCCAGAGUCAUCUGAAGGAAAUUCGGAAAAGAAGCCCAAAAGUGUUGCUGACUUGAAAUCGCUCGACCUGAAGACAACAAUGGGGAUUACCGAGGCACUCAGAAUGCAAAUGGAAGUCCAGAAGCAGCUUCAUGAACAACUUGAGAUUCAAAGAAAUCUACAGUUGCGAAUAGAAGAACAAGGCAAAAACCUCCAAAUGAUGUUCGAGCGGCAAAGGAAGAUGGAAGAAGAGAAGAAACAAAAACCAGACGAACAUUGUUCAAAAACGGCAGGAAUCUCAACUACAGAUGAACAUCCAAACAAGCAAGAAAUGUCGUACGAAUGUGAAAAUCGUGAGGAUCGUGACACGUUGGAUGAUAAUGAACACUGCCCACCAUCUAAACGAGCCAAAUCCGGUGAAAAAGAACAGUCUUGAAACUUGGGGUAUUUUAACUGACUGGUGUAAAUUUGAGAUUGCAAUUUGAAUAUCAUGUUCAGCAUUUAUGUGCAUGGGUUUGUAAAUUAUCAGUUUGUGUGAGUGAUUGUUCAUUAAGAAAUAGGCUGAAAAAGGAACUAUAAAGGCUUCUGUAGUAAUCUUUAGAAUUGUAGUUCAAAGGAGCCUGUUAGAAUACUGGAAGUUUGAAUUUCUGGUUCUUUUCUGUUUUCUUUUUGAAUUAUUGAAAAGCAUUUGCCAAUGUGGAGCCCAUUUUUAUUUGAUUUAUUUAUUUAUUGAAGAGGU